Acaulospora colombiana is the source of this 364-nucleotide messenger RNA. The record is from the annotation of a GenBank genome assembly. Lineage: Eukaryota; Fungi; Glomeromycota; Glomeromycetes; Diversisporales; Acaulosporaceae.
UCGCAGAGUCAGGGCGAAACCUGGAAUGGGAACAGAGUCGGGCCCGACCAUGAGCCGUGUGAACGGACAGUUCAGCGAGUGCACAGCCGUUGAAUCUGGCAUGUGGAGCAGUCGAAACGAUAGAUUCUUUGCGCAUACUGUGACCAUGUCUAUUAAUCCAAGCUAUCUACAGCAGUGCUGUAUCAAUGGUAACGAGCAUCAAGAUCAAGACAGGUUGACGGACAGUGGUCAUCAUUGCACCGUAGUCGGUGUAAAGCUGAAAGAUAAAGGGCCAUUGGCCGGUCCAAUUGCAGAUACAUUACUUUGUCACCUUGUGGGCAUCUGCGCCACAGCCUCACUUGACUAUAUUCGGCAGCGAUUGUCA